AUGAGUGUAUGUGAUACAUUGAGGAAAAUGGGUGAAAAAACAGCAACCAAUGAUGUUAUGAAUAGACUUAUUGCUACACUUGGGGAUGAGAAUGAGUAUGUCAGACGGAAAGCAUGUGAAGUUCUGGGGGCAAUGGGUGAAAAAGCAGCAACCGAUGAUGUUAUGAAUAAGCUGGUGACUGCACUUGAAGAUAAGAGUGUGGAUGUCAGAUGGAGGGCAUGUGAAGCUCUCGGAAAAAUGGGUGAAAAAGCAGCAACCAAUGAUGUUAUGAAUAGACUGGUGAUUGCACUUGGAGAUGAGGAUGGAAAUGUAAAACGGAGAGCAUCUGAAGCUCUCGAGAAAAUGGGUGAAAAAGCAGCAACCAAUGAUGUUAUGAAUAGGCUGGUAACUGCACUUGGACAUGAGGAUGUGAAUGUCAAACGGAGUGCAUGUGUAGCUCUGGGAGAAAUGGGUGAAAAAGCAGCGACCAAUGAUGUUAUGAAUAGGUUGAUGACUGCACUUGGGGACGAGAAUGGGAUUGUAAGAGAGAAUGCAUGCAAAGCUCUUGAGAAAAUGGGUGAAAAAGCAGCAACUAAUGACGUGAUCAAUAGAUUGAUGACUGCACUUGGGGAUGAGAAUGGGAAUGUCAGGUGGCGUGCAUGUCAAGCUCUCAGAAAAAUGGGUGACAAAGCACCAACCAAUGGCGUGAUCAAUGGGCUGGUGACUGCACUUAGGCAUGAGCAUUGGAAUAUCAGACAGAAUGCAUGCACAGCUCUCGGAGAAAUGGGUGAAAAAGCAGCAACCAAUGAAGUGAUCACGGGGCUGGUGAAUGCACUUGGGGAUGAGUAUGGAAAUGUUCAAGAAGCUGCAUGCAAAACUCUCGGGGAAAUGGGUGAAAAAGUGGCAACCAAUGACGUGAUCAAUGGGUUGGUCACUGCACUUGGCAAUGUGUGGCCGGAUGUCAGAGAGAGUGCACGGAAAGCUCUUGGGAAAAUGGGUGAAAAAGCAGAAACCAAUGAUGUUAUGCAUAGAUUGGUGACUGCACUUGGGGAUGAGCAUGUGAAUGUCAGAUCCAUGGCAUGCCGAGCUCUCGGGGAAAUGAGUGGAAAAGCACCAACAAAUGACGUGAUCAACAGACUGGUGACUGUACUUGGGGACGAGAAUGUGUAUGUGAGAGGGUGCGUAUGUGAAGUUCUCGGAGAAAUGGGUGAAAAAGCAGCAACCAAUGAUGUUAUGAAUAGACUUAUUGCUGCACUUGGGGAUGAGAAUGAGUAUGUCAGACAGAAAGCUUGUGAAGCUUUGGGAGAAAUGAGUGAAAAAGCAGCAACUAUUGACGUGAUCACUAAGCUGGUGACUGCACUUGGAGAUGAGGAUUGGAAUGUCAAAAUGAGCGCAUGUGAUGCUUUGGGGAAAAUGGGUGACAAAGCAGCAACCAAUAACGUGAUCAAUGGGUUGGUGACUGCACUUGGGAAUACGAUUGGGCAUGUCAGACGGACAGCAUGUGAAGCUCUCGGAAAAAUUGGCGAAAAAGCACCAAACAAUGACGUGAUCAAUGGGCUAGUGACUGCACUUUGGGAUGCGGAUAUGUCAGUCAGAGAGAGUGCAUGUCAAGUUCUCGGGAAAAUGGGUGAAAAAGCAGCAACUAAUGAUGUGAUCAACGGAUUAUUGAAUGCACGUCGUCGUGUUUUCGGGUAUAGUAGUGCCAAUGGAACACUUGAAAAGAUUCUUCUUUCGUUCUCAGCAUUAACACAAUUAUCCUCCGAUACAGUUUCGAAACUUUUUGAAAAUAUGAAGGAAGGUCAGUUGGGUGCCUUGAGAACUGUUCCUCCAGAUCAAUUUGUGAAGGUGUUUCUGCAUACAAAAAGUACUGUAUGGCUUCCUGUGGUGACCAUCGUUGCACUUCUGCAGGGAAAUGCGGUUACCGUUACUGGCAACACUAUUGUGGUGUAUGGCAGUCAAGAAUCAGUACAGGUACCCGUUCCUAAUGAAGAACUACGUAGAGCAUUAGUUGAAGCUUUUGCUCAUCAGACAUUAGAACUUGAGUCAUCUUCAGCGCUUUUGGCAAAAUCGAAAGUGGUGUCUUCCGUAUGCGUUCUAAUGUAG
Molecule: messenger RNA, 2082 nt
Organism: Rotaria sp. Silwood2
Lineage: Eukaryota; Metazoa; Rotifera; Eurotatoria; Philodinida; Philodinidae
Source: the annotation of a GenBank genome assembly